GCCAAUGAUGAAACCGGUGAUAGUGUGUUACUGUUAGUAACACGUUGUGUAUUUUUUACACGUUGUGUAUAAACUUUAUAAUAAAGUGCAGGCUGUUAGGAUUUUAAUUGUCAGCAUUUAAAAUAACAGGUAAAGUUCUUGCGCUCUCAGACUGGGGAAUCUGUUGGUGAUGGCUGACGAAGGCGUUAUAAAUGGACCAUCCGUUGGUGGAGGUGAUGACCAACCUGCUUCCCAGAUACCUGCUAAAAAAGCAAAAACGCCUGCACAAUUAAAAAAAGAGCAAGAAAAGAAAGAAAAGCUUGAAAAGUUUAAAGCUAAGCAAGCACAAAAAGAAGCGAAGAAGCCGGUUGAUGAGAAGGCUGCUGCAAAGGGAAAGGAGAAGAAGGAAAGGCAAGUGAUAACAUAUGAUGUACAAACACCGGCUGGAGAAAAGAAAGAUACGGCAUGCCCGAUGCCAGAUGCAUAUUCUCCUAAAUAUGUUGAAGCAUGUUGGUAUGAAUGGUGGGAGAAACUAGGCGUAUUCAAGCCCGAGUACAAUGCUCCUAAUGGGAAAUUGACAAUUCCUAACCCAAAAGGCAAAUUCAUGAUCUGUAUUCCACCUCCAAACGUGACUGGAACCCUGCAUCUUGGUCACGCACUCACUAAUGCAGUUGAGGAUACACUUGUACGAUGGCACCGGAUGCGCGGUGAGACGACCCUGUGGAACCCUGGGUGUGAUCACGCCGGCAUCGCGACGCAGGUCGUGGUCGAGAAGAAGCUGUGGAAGGAGCAGCAACUGACACGACACAACAUCGGUCGCGAGGCUUUCGUCGACAUGGCCUGGCAAUGGAAGAACGAAAAGGGAAGUAGGAUCUACGAUCAGCUCAAAACCCUUGGCUCAUCCUUGGACUGGGAUAGAGCCUGUUUUACCAUGGACCCUAAACUCUCGGAAGCGGUGAAGGAGGCGUUUGUGCGUCUGCAUGACGAUGGAGUAAUCUACAGGAGCAAUCGGCUAGUCAACUGGUCUUGUACUCUGAAGUCUGCAAUCUCUGAUAUUGAGGUCGACAAGCGGGAGCUCCCGGGGCGAACGCUGCUUCCUGUGCCCGGUUACAAUGCAAAGGUCGAGUUUGGCGUUCUCGUGUCGUUUGCUUACCCGGUCGUCGACGGCGACGAGGAAAUCGUCGUCGCUACGACGCGUAUCGAGACGAUGCUGGGUGAUACUGCUGUAGCCGUGCAUCCAACUGAUGACAGGUAUAAGCACCUGAAGGGCAAGUUCGUGCAGCAUCCGUUCUGCGACCGGAAACUGCCGAUAGUUGCUGACGCGUUUGUUGACAAGGACUUUGGUACAGGAGCUGUCAAGAUCACACCUGCGCAUGAUCACAACGACUAUGACGUAGGUAAACGCAACAACCUACCCUUCAUCACCAUCAUCGACGACGAGGGCAACAUCACCAAUGAAGGUGGACAGUUCAAGGGCAUGAAGCGGUUCGACGCGCGUGCAGCCGUGCUGCAGGCCCUGAAGGAGAGGGGCCUCUACAGGGACACAAAGGACAAUCCCAUGGUCGUGCCAAUCUGCAGUCGAUCGAAGGACAUCAUCGAGCCGCUGCUGAAGGCGCAGUGGUACGUCGACUGCUCCGACAUGGCCAAGCAGGCCGCAGACGCUGUUAGAAACAAGGAGCUCCUCAUUGUUCCCGACAUGCAUGAGAGGACCUGGUUCAACUGGCUUGACAACAUAAGGGAUUGGUGCAUCUCACGGCAGCUGUGGUGGGGACAUCGCAUCCCGUGCUACUUUGUCACUAUCGAUGACCAGGCUGUUCCGCCGGGAGAGGACAUCGAUAACAAGUACUGGGUGAGCGGCCGGACGCGAGAGGAGGCCCUCGAACGCGCUGUGGCGAGGUUUGGCGUUUCACCCGAGCAGGUGACGCUGCGGCAGGACGAGGAUGUGUUGGACACAUGGUUCUCCUCAGCAGUGUUCCCAUUCUCAAUCUUUGGAUGGCCGAACAAGACAGAGGAGUUGGAUGUGUUCUAUCCCGGAACUCUCCUGGAGACUGGGCAUGAUAUCCUGUUCUUCUGGGUGGCAAGAAUGGUCAUGUUUGGACAGAAGCUCAUGGGUUGUCUGCCGUUUAGGGAGGUGUACCUGCACGCGAUGGUGAGAGAUGCUCACGGCCGCAAGAUGAGCAAGUCUCUCGGCAACGUGAUUGACCCGGUCGACGUCAUCCACGGGAUCACGCUCGAGGGUUUGCACCGGCAGCUCGAGCAGGGCAACCUCGACCAGCGUGAGAUCGCGCGAGCCAAGGCGGGCCAGAAAGCGGAUUACCCCACUGGAAUCCCUGAGUGUGGAACAGAUGCAUUGCGAUUUGCCCUGCUGGCCUAUACGGCACAAGGGCGUGACAUCAACCUUGAUGUGAACCGUGUCCAGGGAUAUCGCUUCUUCUGCAACAAGCUGUGGAAUGCAACCAAGUUUGCACUGAUGUGCCUGGGUAGCGAUUACCAGCCGCUGCCCGAGGCCAGGCCCUUAGACGGUGAGCGGCCGAUGGAUCGCUGGAUUCUCAGCCGUCUCGCAGUGGCAAUCAACGCGUGCCACGUCGGCUUCACGACAUACGACUUCCCGGGCGUUACCACGGCGAUCUACAGCUUCUGGCUGUACGAUCUGUGCGACGUUUAUCUGGAGUACUUGAAGCCGGUGUUUCGCCAGGACGACCAGCAGAGGGUGGCAGCGUCGCGCAGCGUUCUCUACACGUGUCUCGACAUGGCGCUGCGUCUCAUCAGUCCGUUCAUGCCCUUCAUCUCGGAGGAGUUGUACCAGCGUCUGCCGCGACGCACGCCCAACUGCCCGCCGAGCAUAUGUGUCACUGCCUAUCCGGAACCAACGUCGUAUCCCGUGAGAGACGAGCGACUAGAGGAGAGUGUCGCCUUCACGCAGGACAUCAUUGGCAAGAUUCGCUCGCUGCGCAGCGACUACAUGCUCACACCCAAGCAGUCGGCUGAUGUGUUCCUGAAGUGCAGUGACAAGGAAACGAAGAGCAUAGUGGACCAGUUCUCCGAUCUCAUGCAGACACUGACUUCCUCUCACCAGGUGGCGACAAUGGUUGACGAACAGCCACCAGAGGGUUGCGCCAUCGUCACCGUUUCGCACCGUUGUGUCGUCCACUUGUUACUGAAGGGUCUCAUAGAUCCGUUGAAGGAGUCAGCAAAGCUGGAUGACAAGAAGGGCAAACUGUCUGCGCAGCUUCAGAAGAUGCAGCGUAACACACAGUUGCCCGACUACGCUGCUAAGGUUCCAGAGGAUGUGCGGAGGGCCAACACUGACAAGAUGGAGCAGAUUGAAGGAGAAAUACAGAAGCUGGUGGAAGCACUUGAGACUAUUGCUAAGAUGCAGUAACAGGAUUGCUGUGCCAAUCAGUCGUUGCUAGGGCGGCAUGCUCUGAACCUCCUGCAAUACAUGUAUUCUCAGAAGCAAUUGUGAAUUGAAAAAAUAUUGUAUAUCUGUCGAACAACUUCCACUUUAACUUUUGCUGUUACUAAUUUAUUGGCUAUGAUAAUUCACUCGCAUGGAAUUGUUUUUGCAUGCUGUAAUUAAAUGUGGAGGCCUAACAGUACUGUUCAGUUCAAGUUAAAAUCUGAUGACAUUCAAUGCGAACAUUAUGCAUACUGAAAUUUGUGCGCUUUAUACAUUACAUGUUAUAACUUGUAGUUAUAUACACUGAGAUUGCUUUCAUUGCUAAUAACACUAACUUGGAAAUUCUGUUAUGGAAGGCGGAGCAGGUGGAAUUAUAUUUAUUAAAAUAAACGUCGGUGGCAUAUAUA
Molecule: messenger RNA, 3786 nt
Organism: Priapulus caudatus
Lineage: Eukaryota; Metazoa; Priapulida; Priapulimorpha; Priapulimorphida; Priapulidae
Product: valine--tRNA ligase-like
Exons: 24
Coding region: 170-3361 (1063 amino acids)
Biological process (GO): valyl-tRNA aminoacylation
Cellular component (GO): cytosol
Molecular function (GO): ATP binding; valine-tRNA ligase activity; aminoacyl-tRNA deacylase activity
Source: RefSeq, a predicted model, not a curated record